AUGGGAGAACAGUUGGAUUCCCUGAGAGAUAGAAUGGACAUCCACCACAUAGGCUACGAGAUAGAACACCAUAUAGACAAUCACACCACCAACUCUUCAAACCCCCAUCACAGAGCCCCGUCCAGGCAGAAGAGGUUCCUCUCAUACCCCCGCUACGUGGAACUGAUGCUGACUGCUGACGUCAAGAUGGUGCGCCACCACGGACGCAACCUCGAGCACUACAUCCUAACAAUCAUGUCAGUAGUAAGUAAAACAAUUUUUUAUUAUGAAAAAUACAUUGUUGAAUCUAGAUUUGUUCUGUGCUGUAACUUACUAUGAUUUCAGGAAAUGUGACUUUUCCGUGGUACAAAGUCAUUAACUUAGUGGCUAAUGAUAUUGGUGUCUGGUUGGUAGCUUGGUUGACUUUUUACUGUACCCAUUUUUAUUAUCUAAGGAUAACAGUUUUCACCUACAAUCAUUACCCCUCUUUGUUAAUCAAUGUCAAGAUCACUGUUGUGUCUCCCAAUUAUAUUACACUGUAAUGGUCUGUUUGGGUUUUGCCCAUUAGUUUUCACCCAUGUGGAUUGAGGUUUAACCCAUUAACUAUGUUUUACACAAAGGAGAUGCAUACAGUAUUGUUCAAUGUGGCACUCAUACAGUAGAGAGACACAACACCCUAGAAGCCUUGACCUGUCGAAUUCUGCCAAACGAUGCAACUUGGAUUUUGUUUACCUGUCUAGCUUCUGCUAAAUGGCAUAUUAUUACAUUGACAGUAUGUUGGAUCCCUAAGAAUGCAAGACAUAAAUGCUGAUAGCCAGUUUUCUCUUCCUAAUGUUACCCUGAUAGCAAGCUCUCCUGCACAGUCAGAGAUGUGGUUCAUAAGGGGGUUCAAUGAGCUGACUCAACACUUUAUGAUCUUAUUGGUUUUUAGUUGGUUAAUGUUACCACAUGCUUGGGUUACCUCAGGGUUAACAACCAAAACACAACACUGUAAAAUAUGUAUUUGGAAACACAUGGGCCUCUGCUUUAGCCCUUAAAGACAUCAAUAUGAAGGACCUUAUGACCGUCCACACAACCAUUUUCACACAUACAGAUGCCGUAUCUUAAUUUGAUCAUCUUGUUGUUGCAGGAAUUUUCCUGCAUAUCAGGAAAUGUAAACUUAUAGUGUAUUCAAGGUUUAAAAAGGCUUCUAAAGUUUGUAAUUUCUUCUUGAAAAUUGUAGACUUGAUUUGCCCUAACAUAAAAUGUAUCAACCCCUACAAAAAAUGUCCAUGAAAUAUAAUCCACAUAAUAAUUCACAUUUCCUGUAGCUGCAGGAUUAUUUUCCUGCUGUAGCAAACUGGCUCAAAUUAAGAUCCUGCAUCUGUACACACACACGCUCACGUACGUGCAUACACACACGUGCACACAGCUGUCAAAGAAAAACCUGUCAAGGCUACUCAAUCAAAAAGACAUGCCACGCUUCGGCCAAACCAACAGAAACCAGACCCAGCAUUUUAAACAAGAACAGGGAAAUCAGCCAAGACUGAUCCGUCAUCAUCAUGGUGACAGCACGUUGUGCCUGGUAGUGGAGAAGGGGGCUAAUGGGUGGGCUACUAGCCCUCUGAUAUGAUGUCAUAGUGUUUACACUGACCACAGAGACACAUUCCUCUAGUGUAUCACAGCCUUGAUUGUCUGUCCAUUUAUGUACCAGUGUGAAGCCGUAGUUUAGGCUACAGCACGCACUCUGGGUCCCACUAUCUAUCCCCCUGUCUAUCUUUCUAUCAGCCUGUCCCCCUGUCUGUCUGCCCGCCUGCCUGUCUGCCUGCCUGCCUGCCUGCCUGCCUGCCUGCCUGCCUGUCUGUCUGUCUGUCUGUCUGUCUGUCUGUCUGUCUCUCUCUCUCUCUCUCUCUCUCUCUGUCUCUCUCUUCCCCUACCAGAAUAAGUAUCUGCUUCACUCAGCCCCCCAGGCUCUGACAAGCUAAAUGUUUAUAGAGGGCUAAUGAGUUCCUGUCAGAGCUCUGUUAGGAUAGCCCCAGGAGGAUAGUGACCCACACUGACAGGGCUGAACCAUAAGAAAGGCACACCAAAACGGUUUUGUCCAAGGAGUGGUGGGAUACACACAAGUCAAGCUUUGCUGACAUUUUUACAUUUUGUUAAAAUGUGUACCAUUAGUAGAGAUUUGCAUUUCUUGCCUGUGUGUUCAUCUUGUCACAGGUUGCUGCGGUCUACAGGGACCCAAGUGUAGGAAACCUGAUCAACGUCAUGAUUGUCAAGCUGAUCGUCAUCCACAAUGAACAGGUAAGAACAGGCGCUGGGGGCUGCAGUGAGUGAGUACUCUGAGACAGCUGACAUCAGCCUCUCUCUGUAGCCCUUUAGAAGGACACUGCACUCCUUGUCAGAGGAAAACCUCAAGAGAAAUCUCCUCAGAGAAAAUGAUACUACUGUCCUGUGCUACUACCAUAGCUGUGAUUCGACUAGGACUGACUGAGGGGCAUACAGCAAAUGGCCUUGUAAUGACAGAUAACUAACUCAGAUGAAAAUACUUUAAUGAGACUUUUAGAUACAUGGUUACAUUUUGUAGCUUUUUUAUCUAGGAACACCUGUUCAAAUCCUCACCACUGUCUCUAUGUUAUCUCUCACAGGAUGGGCCCUCAAUAAAUUUCAAUGCUGCUACUACCCUCCACAACUUCUGUGUCUGGCAACAGACCCAAAAUGUCCAGGACGACAGUCACCCUUCUCACCACGACACUGCACUCCUCAUCACAAGGUACUUACUGACAUUUCACCUUUGA
This is a messenger RNA of Coregonus sp. 'balchen', 2753 nucleotides long. NCBI's taxonomy places the organism in Eukaryota, Metazoa, Chordata, Actinopteri, Salmoniformes, Salmonidae. The record is from the annotation of a GenBank genome assembly.